AUGUCGCCUUCUCUCGCUGCAAAGACCGCUUUGUUGGACAGAAACACUCUGGAGAUGGACCCGGCGGCUCCCACAUCUCAUCUGGAUCCUGGAUCCAGAUCACUGCCACAGGGCCACUUCAACACGGCAGCAAAGGCCACGAUGGUUCUGACGAGCCACGAUCGACUAGAAACUGCUCUGACACCAUCAAACACCAUGGAGUACAAGUCUAUGGACAACUCCUGCAGUGGACACAUGGUCCCAUUGUCCAAGAGAGAGGAGGACACUAGUUCAAACAAUGGGAGUGACAAGUUUACUAAGUCAGAAAACAAUGUGGGAUCAGCUGCUGGACUGAACGGUUUGAACACGGAUGACGUCAGCAUAGAUGAAGCCCAAAGAGCAAAGACCCAAGAGCAUUCAAUGUCAACAUGUGGUUUGAAAAGUGUAGUGGAAACUGUUUCAAAGCCAAGUUAUUUGGAUUUACCCUUCACCUGCACCGACACAUCCAGAGCUGAAACACCAUCAAAGUCUUCUUCCAAAUCUGCUUCAAAUGAGAAAAGUAGCAGAACGCCUUCUAGAAACACCAACAUGUCUCUUUGUACUUCCACAAACAAGGUCCUCAGUGAUGCAUCCUCAUCCAGGAAGUCUCCCACAAAACCCAAGAUCAUCGCAAAAUCACCUUCACGCGACAAAUCAGACAAAAGGCUGUACCGCCUCUCCAUGGGCGGGCUGCCAGGACCAGGACCAGGUCCAGGACCAGGACCAGGACCAGGACUCCACGUGUCGGAGCAGUAUUCAGGGACUAAAAGUGCCACAGCGCUUCCCUCUAAGCCCAAAGUGAUUGCAAGGUCUGCUUCCAGAGUCAGGACGGACAAAUCCAGACCCUCCUCCGACACAGGACCUCAAUACAAGAUGGCGACCGAGUCCUCGAUGGCUAAAACCAAUAAACCAGUGCCGACAAAAUCCAAGACUGUACUAAGAUAUUCUUUGGUUGACAAAAGUCCAGUCAAAAACCAGAGUGAAUUACCCAUAACGCCACAGAAGAAGAUGAUUGACAGUAUUUUAUCGCCCAAAAGCAACAUGACAUCACAGAAGACCAGGACUACCUCAGAACCUCCUUAUGUGGAAGAGACGGGCGGCGACCUGAACCGCUGUGACGCCCCCAUAACGCUCCAGGACAAGAUGGCCGACUUCGCUUCACCCAAAGAACCCACCUCAAGGUCUCCUGUCGGAAACACGGACCUGAACAUGGACCUGAACACGGACCUGAACACGGACCUGAACACGGACCUGAACACAGAUUGUGAAGACCGAGCUGUGCCUCAGAGUCUGGUGCCGGAGCCGCUCACGCCUAAAGCUGUCUCCAAGUCGCUGUGUCCCAGAGCGUCCCAGAGGAGGGAGGGGUCCUCAGAACUGUCUCCUGCUUCCACAUCUGAGCGGCGGCCAUCUUUGAGGCCCCCGUGGCGCGGCGGGGCCUGGACCCCGUCCCGGAGCCAGACCAGUCCUGGUUUGGCACAGUCCGGCUUCAUUCGCCGCAGUGAGAGCUCCAUGUCGGUCAACGCAGGACUAAGGGUGAACCACCGGUGUACUGCCGACUGA
Molecule: messenger RNA, 1578 nt
Organism: Knipowitschia caucasica
Lineage: Eukaryota; Metazoa; Chordata; Actinopteri; Gobiiformes; Gobiidae
Source: the annotation of a GenBank genome assembly